UCCGUCGACGUCGCGUCAGCGCUUGACGUCAACAUAACAACAACCUGUCAUGACAGCUCGUAUAUGAAAAAAAAUAUCGAUUAACAUUUGAAUUUAUAUCAUAUUUAUACGUUUUCACCUGGAUGCAAGAUUUCUUUUUCAAGGUCCAGGAGGGACAGGGCAUUCUUGAACCUGUCAGCUAGCCAGCCGAAGAGACGGGGAACAGGAUAGGGAAGCAGGGCGAGGCGGGCCCCGCGGAGCCGGUGGAGAAGAUGGCCGGCAGCCCGGAGAAGAGUUCCACCGCGCAGGAGCUAAAGGAGCAGGGCAACCGACUGUUCUUGUGCCGCAAGUACCAGGAGGCUGCUACAUGCUACAGUAAAGCUAUUAAUCGUAAUCCAUCUGUGGCAGUGUACUACACAAACAGGGCUCUCUGCCAUGUGAAGCUGCAGCAGCAUGACAAGGCCCUGGCAGACUGUAAGCAUGCACUGGAGCUGGACAGCCAGUCAGUAAAGGCCCACUUCUUCUUGGGCCAGUGUCACCUAGAGCUGGAGAACUACGAUGAGGCAAUCGGCAACCUGCAGAAAGCUUACAACCUGGCAAAAGAACAGAGGCUGAACUUUGGAGACGACAUCCCCAGCGCCUUGCGCAUUGCAAAGAAAAAACGUUGGAAUAGCAUCGAAGAGAAGCGCAUCAAUCAGGAGAAUGAAUUACACGCUUAUCUGACCAAACUCAUCCUGGCUGAGAAGGAAAGAGAACAAGAAGAAUACAAAGAGAAACAGGAUGACAAUCAAAAUGGAGGAGAUGUGGCAAAGAUUGCCUCUAAACAUGACAAGUAUCUUAUGGACAUGAAUGAGCUCUUUUCUCAAGUGGAUGAGAAAAGAAAAAAGCGGGAGAUCCCUGAUUACCUGUGUGGGAAGAUCAGUUUCGAACUGAUGAGGGAGCCCUGCAUCACACCCAGUGGCAUCACCUAUGAUCGUAAGGACAUUGAAGAGCACCUACAGCGAGUGGGUCAUUUUGAUCCAGUCACCAGAAGUCCUCUGACCCAGGACCAGCUGAUCCCCAACCUGGCCAUGAAGGAAGUCAUUGAUGCCUUUAUCCAGGAGAACGGCUGGGUGGAGGACUACUGAAGGGACCCCUCCUUGCUUCCAUCUCUCCACCAUAACCCCCCAAAUACUCCACACAAAGCCUGGACAACACGAGACUCUGAGAACAGAUCACCCUCUUGCCUGGAUAUGAACUUUACACAAGCGGGAAAAGCCAGAUUAUGGACUACCAAAAUGGGAGCCAUGUUUCUCUGUCCGCCUCACCCCCCCUCCCCAUUUUAUCUUUGCUGUAAAACUUCCCGCUCCAAUCUUCUGAGGCUUGAUGUUUCAGGCCUGCUUGUCCCUUUAAAAACCCUUCAUUCUGCUCUUUCUCUACUCUCUCUAUCACUUCCUGUCAUUGUAUUUCUAGGCUUUCAAGCUUGACUCCUUUCUUUACUCAAUAAGGGGCCACGUUCUCAGGUCUCUCUUUCUCCCUCCCUCUCUUCCUGCUCUGUCUCUCUUUCUCUGAGUGCCACAAUUCUAUUAAAGCAUCAGCAUUGCACUCCAGUCUUUCACAGAAACCACCAAUAUUUAAAAAAAAAUGUCACAUGGUGGUUAAAUUUAUUAGAUAUUGGCCUUUAUUUGGCAUUUACUCCAGUAUUCCUUUUUUAAUUUCUUUUGUUUAGCAGUGGGAUUUUGUCCACUUCUUGAUGUACAUUUGCUGAAGUGGGACCUCAAAUGCCAAAAACCUGUUCUCACGAGGGUGACCAGUUUGUAUGCAAGUUUUACAUUAUGAUACAUGAAAAAUAGUCCUAGAGAAUUUAGUCCCUACUCCCCACAUGUCUCCAUACUGUAGGGUUUUAAGUAGAGUAUUAUGUUUCUUUGCAUAUCAAUCACAGCCCAUAACAGACAAUUUAAAUAAUCUGAAUGUAUGCAUAAUCUACCCUUUAGGUUUAGGUUUGAACUACGCUAAUUCAUUUUUUUUUAUCAGGACAAUGAACAAAGGUUUUCAGGAAAAGCGGCCUUGAACUGGAUACAAAAAAUGAAUGGAAGUAACUGCUGCUCAGAAAAAAAACAGAUUCACAUUGCUGGAUUUUAAUUGAAAGUGUUGAAAUGUUUGAAUUUUGAUGGCUGACAUCAGCUGCUGUGGUUGAUGUUUAAAUGGUCUGUGCUGUCUGUGUCGAUCAUAGAAUCAAAAAUGUGUUUGGACGUCGUGUUUGGCUCGUGCUGUUUGCCUGGAUUGACAUCGGAUCUCACAUCAAGCAUGAAGUGAAUUUUCUUUUUUCUAUCAAAGGCCAGAAGAUGUGAUUUAUCUCGCCUUCUUUGCUGUUAAUUUGACACACCUUCCCCUUAAAGUGUGACAUUCAGACGGAUAACGGUUGCAACAGCGUACAAAAAUCAGUCAUCCUCCUCUGUUAGAAAUGCUGGAAGAGUUCUGACCAUCGGUUCUCGUUCAUACCAAGCUUAUUCUCAGUUCAGUACUUUUAUUUUACCUGUUUUUCAGCUGAAUGUGUGUCUGUGGUGACCCAGGCCUGUUGGUGGUUUGUGUCGGCAUGCAGGCCGUGUAAAUAAGUUGCUUGUGUAUCUCAGAUUUUAUUUCUUGACAACAUAGGUUUCUUGUUUUUGUUGAGAAAUCCUAGAGCUUGACAAACUGUAUUAAAUGUAGAUAUGUUGAUAACAUGAAUGCCUGGUUCCAUUUUCAUUUGUCCCCAUUAAACCCUGAACUUUGAGUUUUGUUUGUUGUGUUUUUGACACAAGAUUAUCAUUAAAGAGAUACCAAGUAUGAA
This is a messenger RNA of Notolabrus celidotus (New Zealand spotty), 2788 nucleotides long. It is a transcript of the gene stub1, whose product is annotated as STIP1 homology and U-Box containing protein 1. Gene Ontology annotation, molecular function: protein-folding chaperone binding; ubiquitin protein ligase activity. Lineage: Eukaryota; Metazoa; Chordata; Actinopteri; Labriformes; Labridae. The record is from RefSeq and is a predicted model, not a curated record. Gene Ontology annotation, cellular component: Z disc; cytoplasm. Gene Ontology annotation, biological process: protein polyubiquitination; positive regulation of proteolysis; protein quality control for misfolded or incompletely synthesized proteins. The transcript is spliced from 8 exons. Bases 252 to 1106 code for a protein of 284 amino acids.